AUGGAGUUAAAGUUCUUGUCUGUCAAAGAAGAAGUACAGAAACGUAGAGUGUUAUUUGAGCAUAUCAGAACGGACAUGAUGGUAGCGGAUCCGUUAACUAAAAGAUUACCUCCCAAGGCGUUCAAUGGCCAUGUAGAACGUAUGGGUGUUAUAGAUAAGGCCUUGCUUUCAAAUUUGUAA
This is a messenger RNA of Arabis nemorensis, 180 nucleotides long. NCBI's taxonomy places the organism in Eukaryota, Viridiplantae, Streptophyta, Magnoliopsida, Brassicales, Brassicaceae. The record is from the annotation of a GenBank genome assembly.